This is a messenger RNA of Phytophthora sojae, 303 nucleotides long. RefSeq lists its product as hypothetical. The record is from RefSeq and is a predicted model, not a curated record. NCBI's taxonomy places the organism in Eukaryota, Oomycota, Peronosporomycetes, Peronosporales, Peronosporaceae. The annotation marks the transcript as partial. The transcript has a single exon.
GAGAAGACUUUUGAUAGGACUUUUCGCAUGGAUGAAGCGCAUUUUAACCGCUUGUUGAGCAUGCUAAGGCCGUCGUUGAGCGUGGACGGUGUGAUGUCGACGCGAAGGACUGGAGUGACUCCUAUAUCUGAAGAAGUUGUACUACACUGCACGCUCCACUACCUUGCUGGCGGUUCGUAUUUGGACAUUCGAGACGUAGCUCAAGUGAGUGUGCCUUCGUUUUAUCGGUGUUUGAACAAGGGCAUCCUUGCUGUUCUCAACUGUGUCGAGUUGGCUAUUCGGCUUCCUACAACCCCAAGUGAG